CUCCUCUGCAGGCCUACCGCUCUCUGCAGCAGAGAGGGGUUUCGUGACGUCACUGGCGGCUCCAGCGGCUCGUUGAUUGGAGUGAGAGAGAGAAAAAAAAAUGGAAAGAAGACUGUAAGGACCACAGGACCUCCAGAGUAAAGAGACUAUCUCCUGUGCAGUCAUGUGACUGACCUGGCUCUUUCAUUUUAAGGUGGGAUCUCCCCUUCGCAUGCUGACUAGCCCUGGAUGCCCCAUUCUCGCCAUGAGAGGUCUCACCACCCUGCCCUCAUACUGGCGCUGCCACUGUGCCGCAUGAGCGCCCCCUUCCCCUCCUGCAGUUACUGCACGGAAUGGCCUCUCUGGACCUGCCAUACCGCUGUCCUCGCUGCGGGGAGCACAAGCGCUUCCGAAGCCUUUCAUCCUUACGAGCCCACUUGGAAUACAACCACACAUAUGAAACCCUUUAUGUCCUCUCCAAAUCCAACAGUGUAUGCGACGCUGCUGCUCUGCUGCCCCUAGUGGCCGAGGGAGCUCUCCUCACACCUGCCAACAACAACGACCCUUUCGAACCGCUUCGGCCUUCAGCUCUAAAGGAGCGGCACUUUCCCUGCAGGGAGCUUCCCUGCGCAGACGACCUCAGCCUGACGCCGGCUAACUCCAACUCUGCAGCCAGGUACAUUCCAAAUGUGGAGUUCCCCCUCGGGGAGAUCUUUAUGAAGAAAGCAAUGACAUCCACAGACCCGGGUACCCAUGGAAACCCCAGCACAGCUGUGGCUGUGGCUGCAAAUGUGGCAGCUAGUGCCGUAGAGGCAGCUUAUGAGGAGGGUCUGGCCAGGCUAAAGGCGCGGGCGUUCGAGCGGCUGGAGCUGGACGAGAGGCUCGAGAAGCUAUCAGAGGAGGUGGAGCAGAAAAUAGCGGCCCGUGUAGGCCGUCUUCAAGCAGAGCUGGAGAGGAAGAGCUCUGAGCUGGAGCGGGCCAAGCAGGAGAGCGAGCGGCUGAGCCAGGAGAAACAGGACCUGGAGGACAAGGCCUCCGAGCUGUCUCGGCAGGUGGACGUCUCUGUGGAAAUGCUGGCCAACCUCAAACAGGACCUGGUAAACAAAGAGGCGGAGCUAAACCACAAACAGCAGGAGGUUGCACAGAUUGACCAGUUCCUUCAGGAGACGGCAGCAAGGGAAGCCAACGCCAAGGUGCGUCUGCAGCAGUUCAUCGAGGAGCUUCUGGACCGCGCCGACCGUGCAGAGAAACAGCUGCAGAUCAUCAGCAGCUGCGGCACUACGCCCAACGGCAGCCUGGGACGCUGCAGCCUGCAGGCCUCCAAGGGCACCGGGCGCCAGAGAAAUUCCAGCCUCUCCGGGAGCACAAGGGGAAUGUACCAAGUCUCAGAGAGACACUCCUCUCCCAGCACAGGAGCAUCAGGAAGGAUAAAGACUGUCUCUCAGGGUUCUGGAGGUUAUGGCAGUGAUAGCAUCGAGAUGCAUCCCAUGGAGGAUUGUCCUGAGACGCAGUACUAUCACAUGCAGUGCCAGAUGGGCGAGGGUGGCUACGAGCGCUCCCCUGGAUGUGGACCUAAAAAUUGGGGACUUCGCAAACAGGCUAUUCAAAACUGGCAGCGACGACCAUACAGGAACAGCACUGAAGGCGAGGAGGGGGACGUGUCAGACGUUGGUUCCCGGACUACAGAGUCUGAAGUGGAGAUGUGGGAGCAAGAGAGGAGAGCAGUGGCUGAGGUUCAGCAGUCUGCAGUACCUUAUUCUCACCACAGCAGGGCAGCGUAUCGCCCCAACACAGGUCGGUCUGAAGUGGUCUACAGCAAGCCAUGCCGUCAUGAAAAGAGCCCUUCAAAAUCCAACGAGGUGAUCAGUCCGGAGAUCCUGAAGAUGCGCGCAGCCCUUUUCUGCAUCUUCACCUACCUGGACACGAAAACCCUCCUGAGAACUGCCGAGGUCUGCCGCAACUGGAGGUUUGUGGCUCGUCACCCAGCUGUGUGGACCAGAGUGCUGCUGGAAAAUGCCCGUAUUUCUUCCAAGUUUCUGACCACAUUGUCUCAGUGGUGUACUCAGACGCACUCUCUCAUUCUGCAAAACCUUAAACCAAGGCAGCGCGGCAAGAAGGAAUCCAAGGAGGACUACCUUAAAAGCACACGUGGCUGUCUCGAGGAAGGUUUGGAGGCGUUGUUAAAGGCCACAGGAAGUAACCUGCUGAUACUAAAGAUUUCACACUGUCCCAACCUGCUGACUGAUCGCUCCCUAUGGUUGGCCAGCUGCUACUGCCGCGCCCUCCAGGCCGUAACCUACAGGAGCGCCACAGACCCGGUUGGCCAGGAGGUCAUCUGGGCCCUCGGCGCCGGCUGUAGGGACAUUAUUUCACUGCAGGUGGCGCCACUACAUCCAUGUCAACAACCUGCACGUUUCAGUAACCGAUGUCUGCAGACCAUUGGAAGAUGCUGGCCACAUCUCCGUGCUCUAGGUGUGGGUGGAGCUGGAUGUGGGAUUCAGGGACUGGCCUCACUGGCGAGGAACUGCAUGCGUCUCCAGGUGUUGGAGUUGGACCAUGUCAGCGAAAUCAACCAGGAGGUAGCAGCAGAGGUUUGCAGAGAGGGUCUAAAGGGUCUGGAGAUGCUGGUUCUUUCAUCUACACCAGUCACCCCUAAAGCCUUGCUUCACUUUAACAGUGUUUGCCGCAACCUUAAAUCCAUCGUUGUGCAGAUUGGUAUAGACGACUACUUUGAGGACCCCAACAGCCCAGAAGCCAGAAAGCUGUUUGAUGAAAUGGUGAACAAGCUGCAGGCUCUGAAGAAGAGACCAGGUUUCUCCAAAAUCCUCCAUGUGAAAGCAGACAGCCUCUGCUAACGUCCUUUAUGCAGGUUGCUUAAGGCAGCAACUACAGAUUGAGUUGAUCGGCUGAACACAGGUAGCUUGGGCCCACCUCCUGGGGGUAGAGUGCAUUUGCGGCACAAGAAACAAGAAAGUUUAAAUAGAUGAAUACAGAGCAAGGAUGACAAAGGAUAUUAAAACUAAAUACAAAUCUGAAACCAAACGGCAGCAGACUGGAUAAAAAUGGGCUAAAUGUUGGUGUGCCUCUGAUGAAGAACAACCGGUUUAAACUUAAAGAAAUCCAACAUUAUUUAAACUCGCCUCUCAUGCACAUUCUCUCUAAAUGUGGAGUUUCUCAUCCAGCAAACCCAGGUUUGUAGUGGGGCCUGCAUUUACCCUUCUGCAUUAUGCUUGACACAGACUUGCUUCAAUACCAACUGCAGGCGAAAGAUAUGGAUCAUAUGCACUUUCCACAGACGUAUAUGUUUUCUUCUUACAGCAUUAUAACAGGGGCUUUAUGUUUGGGUGUGAUCUAAAUAAACAAAUGCUUUUCCCAUUCUGCCCCAACCCAAAAAAACUAGCAAAAUCCACAUUUUUAAGCACUUACUGCUUCCUGGCACUGUGAGGGGGGGCCCUGCCCUGUAACACACAUUUAUCGUGGUACCGUCAGAUUUUACCGGCAGUAUUGCCCUCUAGUUCCUUCUUUUAGCAAAUCCACUUCAACCAAUUUGGAUUCAGACUUGUCGAUCUCUGUUGUCACAAAUGGACCUGUUUUCACUGGAGAAUGGGAUGGAGUAUCCUAAGUCGCUGGUGCCAUUUGUUGCGACCUUCAUCUAUAUUCCAGUGAGUGUUUCCCUCUCCGUGGUGUGCCAAAUAGAAAACGAAGAGGAAAGAGGCAAGUGACUACCAAAAGGCCUGAAUUUGCUACAAGCAGAAGUAGCUCAAACUGAAUAUAAAGUGUUGUGUUUGCUAUAAAACAAAUUACCCAGGUGUGUACAGGUGUUGAAGUGUUUGUUUUCAUACUGAACAGUGCCAUUUGCAUCACAGGGGCUAUUCUUUUUAGAUGGGUUCAUUAUCUGACCUGCUUCAACCCUCUUUUAAAGUUUACUUCCACCCAGUGGUGUAGAGAUCUCCUCAACCUGAGGAGAUCUGGGGCUUGUCUUUAGCUUCAGAUUAUGAUCUAAGGGAUCAGGUCUUUAAAUUAGGAAAUGUGUAUUGCAGAAAUAUAAAUGAGAUUAGCAGUACCCUUUGAGGGGAAGACACACUGUUCUGUUCAUUCUCUGGUUCUAGUUCCACUCUGCUUUGGUGGAAACAUAACCCUACUGGUCUGAUGGCUUUGUCUUGAUCUGGAAGUUUCUCGAUAUGUUUACCAGUCCUUAAAAAAGGAUUCAGUUGGGUUUUUUUUUCUUUUGACAGAAUGUAACCCCCUACUUUGGACCAAAAAUGGUUUGUAUUUUGGUGCACAGAGUUUUCAUUCUCUAACUUUAUUGAAGUGCAAUAUUUCAUUAUUCACCUUGACUAAAAAUGCACAAAAUCUGAUAGGACUAUGCUGACAUCAGUCUAAAGGCAGAAUAUGGCAGUCCUUCCUUUUUUUUUGCAGCAUGUUGCUUAGAGGGUUCCUACACAGUCCUCACAAGUAUAGAAUUUGCAGUUGACAGUCUUGAAUUGUAUGGGGAAAAAAGGCUCCAAAUGUGUAAAAAUAUUUGCUUUAUCAUAAUUAAUUUAAAAAAUGUAAAUGAAAGAAGUAUAAAAGAAAAACAUUCAAAAUGACUGUUUCAUUUUCAUGGUCUCUUCAUUCAGGCAUAACUUUUUGAAAGAAGAGAUCAAGCUAGGACUUUUUUAGACUUAAAGGUAUAGUAGAGGAUGUUCUUUUUCCAGGUGGAUAAUCUAAAUAAUUGGUCCCCCUAAAUGUCAAUAAUUCUGAUAUGUUUAUGUAAGACCAUCCUUUGUGCUCAUCCCCAUUUUUACUUACCGGUGGAGUGAAAAUGGGGAGAGUAAACUUGUAUUGUACCCACGGGGAGCAAAAAGCAGUGAUCAUCUAUCCGAACGGUAAAUUCACUGUGCUCGUAUAAAUAUAAAGUCUGCUACAUAUAAAGUCUACAUAUAUAUAAAGUGUACUAUAUAGUCCCCGCUCUAUAUAGUGACUGAGGGAUUUAUGGGUUAAGGUGGAUGUUUGUACACAUUAAGCUUGUAUAAGCGAUGCAAACAGCAACAUGCACUCUCCUAUGCAUUUAAUAGACGUUCCCUCGGGAGCGGGUACAUGGUUGUGCAUGUUCU
Cyprinodon tularosa is the source of this 5075-nucleotide messenger RNA. It is a transcript of the gene fbxo41, whose product is annotated as F-box protein 41. The record is from RefSeq and is a predicted model, not a curated record. Gene Ontology annotation, molecular function: protein binding. The coding region runs from base 333 to 2834 and encodes 833 amino acids. The transcript is spliced from 14 exons. NCBI's taxonomy places the organism in Eukaryota, Metazoa, Chordata, Actinopteri, Cyprinodontiformes, Cyprinodontidae.